This is a messenger RNA of Mugil cephalus (flathead mullet), 2206 nucleotides long. RefSeq names its product glucosidase, beta, acid (gene gba1). The transcript is spliced from 12 exons. NCBI's taxonomy places the organism in Eukaryota, Metazoa, Chordata, Actinopteri, Mugiliformes, Mugilidae. The coding region runs from base 112 to 1701 and encodes 529 amino acids. Gene Ontology annotation, biological process: glucosylceramide catabolic process. Gene Ontology annotation, molecular function: glucosylceramidase activity. The record is from RefSeq and is a predicted model, not a curated record.
CGCUCUUCACGUGACCGGUUUUCAAAGUCACAUGACUGACCAAAGGUAAUGAGAAAGUGGGAGAAGAUGCAGCGACAGAUUGGACUAAAUCAAUGAGUCGACUUCCAGGACAUGCCAGAUCCUGGUCCAGAUAAAAUGGCGCUUUCAUUACCAUCAUGUGUCCUCCUGGUCCUUUUCAUCUCAGCUGAAGUGAUCUCCUCUACAGAAAGCAGCAAAUGCAUAGCCAGAAGCUUUGGCCAGAACUCUGUGGUCUGUGAGUGUAAUUCAACCUACUGCGAUGCUGUCGGCUCGGUCACCCUGCCUCCACUGGGCCAGUUUUCCUCCCACCUGUCCAGCAUGGCGGGCAGCAGGCUGGAGGCCGACCAGGGUCAGGUCCAGGUGAAGAGCACUGGGGCAGGCCUCAGGCUGACUAUCGUUCCCUACCAGAAGUACCAGAAGAUCAGGGGAUUUGGUGGAGCCAUGACGGACGCUGCAGCCAUCAACAUACUCUCACUUUCAGCUGGCACACAGGAGCAGCUGCUGCGACAGUACUUCUCCAAUGAAGGUAUCGGCUACAGCGUCGUGCGUGUCCCUAUGGCCAGCUGUGACUUCUCCACCCGUCAGUACACGUACGCGGACACACCGGGAGACUACAACCUGGAAAAUUUCACUCUGGCCUCCGAGGACAUCAACAUGAAGAUCCCUCUCCUGCAGCGUGCCCAGGCCUUGUCUCCUCGGCCCCUGUCUCUGCUGGCCAGCGCCUGGAGCGCCCCCGCCUGGAUGAAAACUAAUGGGGAACUCAUAGGAAAGGGCUCCCUCAAGGGCCAGCCAGGCGGCAAGGAACAUAAAACAUGGGCUCAGUACUAUAUCAGGUUCCUUGAGGAAUAUGCUAAGUAUAACUUGACCUUCUGGGCCCUGACCACAGGAAAUGAGCCCUCUGCAGGACGGAUGACAAACUACAGUUUUCAGGCUCUGGGCUUCACCCCUGAGGAGCAGAGGGACUGGGUGGCCCUGGACCUAGGCCCUGCUCUGCAUGCCUCGUCAUACCCGCACACACACGUCCUCGUGCUGGAUGACAACCGCCUGCUGCUGCCCUACUGGGCUAAAGUGGUCCUCAAUGAUGUUCAUGCAGCAAGAUACAUUCAUGGCGUGGCAGUCCACUGGUACAUGGACAGCUUUGUCCCAGCUGAGAUAAGCCUGGGAACCACACAUCACAUCUACCCAGAGUAUUACCUGUUCGGCACGGAGGCCUGCGCCGGCUGGAACCCGAUAGACAGAGGGGUGAAGCUGGGAAGCUGGGACAGGGCAGAGGACUAUGCACAUGACAUCAUGAAGGACUUAAAUCAUUAUGUGGUGGGCUGGACCGACUGGAACCUGGCGUUGGACCAGACUGGUGGACCAAACUGGGUUAAAAACUUUGUAGACAGCCCAGUUAUUGUGGAUGCAAAGCGCGACGUCUUCUACAAGCAGCCGACUUUCUACAGCUUAGCCCACUUCAGCAAGUUCUUGUGGGAGGGGUCUCAGAGAGUGGGGGUGUCUCCCAGUGUAGAGACGAACCUGGAAUACACUGCCUUCAUCAGGACAGACAGCUCAGUCGUCCUCAUCGUACUGAACAGGUCGUCCUCAGAGAUCCAGUUUGAAGUGUGGGACCCUGCUGUGGGUUACAUCCCCGCCAAAGCUCCAGCUCGUUCACUGCUAACACUGUCUUGGAAGACACAGUGACACAAGUUCAUUCAUCGUGCGUUUGUCUUUCACUUGAACCACAUCACAAGCAUGUCUCUGCACAUGUAAGAAUCAAGAGCAUUUCACCCCUGUACAUUCUCAUCACCGCAGAGGUUUUGAGAACUGUAUCGGCCGUACUACUUCCAUGCAUUUUUAUCAACCGCCCGAAAUCUGAUCUUCUUGGCUGUGAUUUUCAUUUAAAAUACCGCGAAAUAGCAGCUGAAUUGAAUGCUCACCAGAAUAAUCUGCGCUGCAGCGCAUCCCUGGUGCCUUGAUUUACAGCGAAUAACGUUUACGGAAUACACUGAUCAGCCACAACAUUAAAACCACUAACCGCUGCGUUCUGGGAAAUCUGGGUCCCGGCGUUAAUCUGCCCUUUGCUUUGAGACCCACCACCAAUACCCAAUGUAUGCCAUCCACUGACAGGCUGGUCUGUUUAGAUUGAUGAUUACUGCUGUUGCUAUUUAAGUUUCUAAUUUUAUAAUAAAGAAUAUAUUGUUUUAAA